This is a messenger RNA of Pyrus x bretschneideri (Chinese white pear), 1500 nucleotides long. RefSeq names its product glutamine synthetase cytosolic isozyme. The transcript has 9 exons. Gene Ontology annotation, cellular component: cytoplasm. NCBI's taxonomy places the organism in Eukaryota, Viridiplantae, Streptophyta, Magnoliopsida, Rosales, Rosaceae. Gene Ontology annotation, molecular function: glutamine synthetase activity. The coding region runs from base 90 to 1160 and encodes 356 amino acids. The record is from RefSeq and is a predicted model, not a curated record.
GUCUCUCUGUAUACAAUCAUUCACCGAGAGGAGAGAGAGAGGAGAGAGAGAAAGUCUUCGUUUCCAAGUCUCUGUGUUUCUCCGGAACUAUGUCGCUGCUCACAGAUCUCAUCAACCUUGAUCUCUCAGAGUCUACUAAGAAGAUCAUCGCAGAGUACAUAUGGAUUGGUGGAUCUGGAAUGGAUAUCAGAAGCAAAGCAAGGACUCUGCCAGGACCAGUGAGUGAUCCUUCAAAGCUUCCCAAGUGGAAUUAUGAUGGUUCCAGCACAGGUCAAGCUCCUGGAGAAGAUAGUGAAGUUAUCCUAUACCCUCAAGCCAUUUUCAAGGACCCAUUCAGGAGAGGCAACAACAUUUUGGUGAUAUGCGAUACCUACACGCCCGGUGGAGAACCAAUUCCAACCAACAAGAGGGCUGCUGCUGCAAAGAUUUUCAGCCAUCCUGAUGUUGUUGCUGAAGUACCCUGGUAUGGAAUUGAACAGGAGUACACCUUGUUGCAGAAAGAUGUCAAAUGGCCCCUUGGGUGGCCCGUUGGUGGCUAUCCAGGCCCUCAGGGCCCAUACUAUUGUGCUGCUGGCGCAGACAAGGCCUUCGGGCGAGACAUUGUUGACUCGCACUACAAGGCCUGUCUCUAUGCAGGCAUUAACAUUAGUGGAAUAAACGGUGAAGUGAUGCCUGGCCAGUGGGAGUUUCAAGUUGGCCCUUCUGUCGGCAUAUCAGCUGGAGAUGAACUGUGGGCUGCUCGUUAUAUUUUGGAGAGGAUCACUGAGAUUGCUGGGGUGGUUCUGUCUUUUGAUCCCAAGCCAAUCCAGGGUGAUUGGAACGGGGCUGGUGCUCACACGAACUACAGCACCAAGUCCAUGAGAGAAGAUGGAGGCUAUGAAAUUAUCAAGAAGGCAAUUGACAAGUUGGGACUCAGGCACAAGGAGCACAUUGCUGCCUAUGGAGAAGGCAAUGAACGCCGUUUGACAGGAAAGCAUGAAACUGCCGAUAUCAACACAUUUAAAUGGGGUGUUGCCAACCGCGGUGCUUCUAUCCGUGUUGGUAGAGACACAGAACAAGCUGGCAAGGGCUAUUUCGAGGACAGGAGGCCUGCGUCGAACAUGGAUCCAUAUAUUGUCACUUCUAUGAUUGCAGAAACCACCAUUCUGUUGAAGCCAUGAACACACACCGCUACACCUACACCUACACCCGUGCAGUUCCAAGUCUUGUGACAUCGUCACCGUCUUUCAUUAAGGCUGGAAAUGUGUUUUACCAGGUCCGUUUAAAAGAUCCUUGUGUGUCCUUAGCUACAAACUAGAAUUAGCAUUGUCCUUUAAAUUGUAUUGCGUUGCUAUUUUCCCUAUUAAAAAUGCCAAGAUGUGGUUAAUUGCUCCAAUGCCUCAUCAUUCUGCCCAUUGUGUUGAAUAAGUGUCAUUUAUGAACAAUAUUUUUCAAAGGGUUGGUUGGUUUUAAUGACAUUUACUUGUAAUUCUUGAUAAAUGCAAGCCUCAUCUUUUAUUC